Messenger RNA from Closterium sp. Naga37s-1, 444 nucleotides. The record is from the annotation of a GenBank genome assembly. Lineage: Eukaryota; Viridiplantae; Streptophyta; Zygnematophyceae; Desmidiales; Closteriaceae.
AUGCUUACUAACAGUGAAACCCUUUUCGCGACCCGACAAGCAGGCAUGAUCACCGUGAUCCGACAAGCCCCCUUCGCGCUGAUCGUGCUUCUUGAUGCGCUGCUCGCGAACGGCAGUGCCCCUGUCGCAGCCCAGAGCUAUAACUGCAGCGCAAAUCCCGCGGUGGCCUCGGUGACUCCCAAGUACGCGAACCGCUUCUUCCGGGUGAUCAGCACCAUCUCGAACCUCUACCCCAUUCAAAACUGGGCCGCGGACACCCGCCUCCAGCCGGUUCUCACGCCGCUGCGCACCGAAGGCAGAUGCAAGGCAUCAUGGGCCAUCACGGCAGUGAGCGCGGUGGAAAUGGCGUACGCGUUAGUGGCUGACUCGGUGCCCUCCAUGGCGCCCCCUCAGCGCCUAUCACUACAGCAGGUGCGGAAGCUACUAUCAAGCACGGGUUCUUAA